Messenger RNA from Dentiscutata erythropus, 480 nucleotides. The record is from the annotation of a GenBank genome assembly. Lineage: Eukaryota; Fungi; Glomeromycota; Glomeromycetes; Diversisporales; Gigasporaceae.
AUGGAAAUGAUUACAGACUUUCAAUUGCAAGUCGAAGUUGACAAGCCGAUAACUCCACCUCAGUUAACGAAAAUGGUUGCGUUAACGAGUAAUAAUGAAAACAUUAAUGACAAUACCGCCAUGGAAAUGACUACAGACUUUCAAUUGCAAGUCGAAGUUGACAAGCCGGUAACUCAAACGCCGCCUCAGUUAAGGUCAACGAAUAAUGAUGAAAACAUCAAUGACAAUACCGCCACGGAAAUGACUACAGACUUUCAAUUGCAAGUCAUUAAGAGCGCAGUUGAUGAAUGUUUGCAAGAGUUUCGGACAUCAAUACGCAAUGAUAUACAAAACAUGCAUUUAGAGUUAUUGCGACAAUUUCAUAUUCAAAAGACUGAAAUGGAAAUGAUGUUUUUGAAAUAUUGUGGAGAAACAUUGUCGCUUCGUGAAGAACUUGAACGACUUCGAGAAGAAAAUGAAAGGUUAAAAAUGAAACUUUGA